Messenger RNA from Sclerotinia sclerotiorum 1980 UF-70, 2916 nucleotides. RefSeq lists its product as hypothetical. The record is from RefSeq and is a predicted model, not a curated record. Lineage: Eukaryota; Fungi; Ascomycota; Leotiomycetes; Helotiales; Sclerotiniaceae. Gene Ontology annotation, molecular function: histone H3K36 methyltransferase activity; protein binding. Bases 1 to 2916 code for a protein of 971 amino acids. The transcript has 3 exons. Gene Ontology annotation, cellular component: chromatin; nucleus; chromosome. Gene Ontology annotation, biological process: regulation of DNA-templated transcription.
AUGGCGGAUGACACUAGGGAGAUUCGGCCAGAGAUUGUAGACGCUGCGCUGAGCGAAAUGAAACUUGAGGAAGGGAUCGAGGUUCAGGAUUUUGCCAAUGGCACAAACGGAGACAUUUCUACUCCUACAGAAAUCAAGAGGUCUCCCUCCAAUACCCCAGGUCUUGUAAACUCUCGCUCUCGAACCCCUUCAAGAAGACAAAGCAGCAGCCAAACGCCAAAAUCUGGAGAUGAAGAGGAUGAAGAGGUUAUUGGCGGUGACAUUACCCUCACCGUCGAACCUGGAAAAGCUCCGAAGCUAUCCAGGAAAUCAUCACAAAAAGUAAUUCCUCGACCACCCCCUCUCUUCAACGAUCUUCCAGAUUCUACAGAAGAGGCAGCUUCAGUUUUUCAGGUAAUUAAAGAUUGCAUUUAUGGAGCUAAGCAUAUGGGGGCUUCCGAUCACGAUGCAUUGGAUUGUGAUUGUCCCGAGGAAUACAGCGAUGGAAAUAAUCAUGCCUGCGGAGAGGAUUCAGAUUGCAUUAAUCGAUUGACCAAGAUGGAAUGUGGUGGAGGCCACAAAGAUUGCAAUUGUGGUGUUGCUUGUCAGAACCAACGCUUCCAACGCAGACAAUAUGCCAAAGUUUCAGUGAUCAAGACGGAUAAAAAAGGUUACGGGCUACGCGCAAAUACCGAUCUACAUCCUGAUGAUUUCAUUUUCGAGUAUAUUGGAGAAGUUAUCAAUGAACCGACAUUUCGACGACGCACCAUUCAAUAUGACCAAGAAGGAAUCAAACAUUUCUAUUUCAUGUCCCUUACCAAGCAUGAAUUCGUGGAUGCAACAAAGAAAGGGAAUCUUGGCCGAUUUUGCAAUCACUCAUGUAAUCCGAAUUGCUAUGUGGAUAAGUGGGUGGUCGGGGAAAAGUUGCGCAUGGGCAUUUUUGCCGAGCGUGCAAUCAAAGCCGGCGAGGAACUGGUCUUCAAUUACAAUGUUGACCGAUAUGGUGCCGACCCUCAACCUUGUUACUGUGGCGAACCGAACUGUACUGGAUUCAUCGGAGGCAAGACUCAAACUGAACGCGCUACUAAACUUUCUCAUGCUACCAUUGAAGCUCUUGGUAUUGAUGAUGGUGAUGGUUGGGAUUCAGCUGUUGCUAAGAAACCUCGGAAAAAGAAGACAGGUGAGGAUGACGAAGAAUACGUUAACAAUGUUCAACCAAGGGGACUUGAUGAAAAUGGAGUGCGAAAGGUUAUGGCAACCCUUAUGCAAUGCAAAGAGAAAUGGAUUGCCGUCAAGCUACUGGGCCGAAUUCAACAGUGCGAAGACGACAAAGUUCGAAACAGAGUUAUACAAAUGCAUGGUUAUCAAAUACUUCGUACGACCUUGACUACUUGGAAGGAAGAUAACAACGUGAUCCUCCAAGUACUUGAUAUUCUCUACAAGUUUCCACGACUCACUCGAAACAAAAUCGUUGAUUCGAAGAUCGAAACAGUUCUAGAAGGCUUCACAAAUUCCGAGCAUGAAGACAUUGCUUUCGAGUCAAAGAGACUAUUGGAAGCAUGGAGCAAAUUGGAGUUUGCAUAUAGAAUUCCAAGGAGAGCUCCAACUCUUGUUGCACAAGUAUUUGAGCGACGACCAGAACAAGUAGAGAAAGUCACUCAGUCUCCAUCUCCAGCCAUCAUUGCCCCUACUGGGCCCCGGAGCGUUAUUCCUCAACGCAAUGCCAACUUCAUUCUGAAUCGACCUAUGCCUCGGCGCAACAAUUUCAACAUGGUAUUGCCACCCGGCUGGUUUACCGCGAUGGACCAAAAUGGAAACGCCUACUAUUAUAGUAAAACGGGACAAACAACAUGGGAGAGGCCAUUUAUGCCCGCAGGAGCAGUCCCGCCACCACCACCGCCAAAGGCAGCUCCAAAGAGUGUGCAAACGCAAAAGGCUCUUCAAGAUAUUAUUGAUAGUAUUACAAAGGAGCCUUCGACAACUCCUGCUCUUUCCUCCCAUUCUGCUGAAGGCACACCUAAGGAAAAGAAAAGGCCACUUGAUAAAUGGCGCUCACUACCUCUCGAGAAGCAGAUGAAACUUUAUGAGAAUACCCUAUUCCCUCAUAUCAAACACGUAAUGCAAAAAUACUCCGGCAAACUCCCCAAGGAUGACCUCAAAAAAUUUGCAAAGGAAUGUGGUAAAAAGCUCGUGGCCUCUGAUUUCAAGAACAAUCGCGUUGAAGAUCCUACAAAGAUAUCCGAAAAGCAUGAAAAGAAGGUUAAGAAAUAUGUGCGUGAUUACUUCGAGAAGGCAGUACAAAAGAAAAAGGAAAUGGAGGAAAAGCGAGCGGAAAGGAGAAAACGAGAAGCGCAGCCUAGGAAUAAUGGAAGUGGAACCAAUGGAAAAGAACCAGGGCGAGAAAAUGCGACUACAAGUAGUAGUCCGGAUGUGGUUGAUGUGGAUGUGGAGGUCGACGUACCAAGUCCGACAGCAUCACCUAGUGGACAACUCGAAAUGGAAUUUUUGAAAAGGAAAAGAGAAGACAAUGACGAAAGUCCGUCAGAAAAUAAGAGGGUUAAGGAUCAUGGCACUGAAAGUGAAACGCCAACUGAUUCUUUUACACCACCUCCCCCUCCUCCGCCGCCGCCCGAGGAAGGUAUGCCUAUAUUGGGGUCAGAAGAUCCUGAGAUGGCUAAUGGUAAUGGGCAAAUUGUAAGUGAGGAAGAGGUGAAGGAAGAAACAGAAGAGGAGAGAGAGUUGAGGAUGCAAGAAGAGGAUCUGAUGAGGGAGAACGAAGAGGCUAUGAAGAUGGAGAUGGAAGUAGAAUCAGUUGGAAGGUUAAAGGAUGGCGAUGACUCCAAUCAGCACAUUAACGGUGAAAACAUGGAUAGACAUGAUGAGACGAUGAAGAGUAUUGAUGGAAGUGGUCAUGAAGCAAUUUCAACGAUUAAUUAA